Messenger RNA from Onthophagus taurus, 3404 nucleotides. RefSeq names its product RhoGTPase activating protein (gene cv-c). The record is from RefSeq and is a predicted model, not a curated record. Gene Ontology annotation, biological process: regulation of Rho protein signal transduction; signal transduction; actin cytoskeleton organization. Gene Ontology annotation, molecular function: GTPase activator activity; lipid binding. Lineage: Eukaryota; Metazoa; Arthropoda; Insecta; Coleoptera; Scarabaeidae.
AAAAAAAAUUUAAAUUAACAAGUCACUCCCAACUCAGGAGGGAGUUGGAAUUGUUUAAACAUAACUGAACGUAACUCUGUAACUCUGUAGGUGAUAUUUUCACGAAGCGGCUCAACCGCGUCAACCAUAAAACUCUUACAUAAUGAAUAUUAAAAAAUUGAGUGCCACUAAAAAUUGAUGAAAAAAUAAAUUAUUCCAAGAAACUACUUGAGCGUACUAAAAUGACCUUGGUAUAGUGGUAACGGGGCCCCGUAGAAUGGACAACUUUUCGUUCGGCAGGUGAUCCAAAACUAUGAGCCUCUACGACCCGUUUCAAGAUAUCGAAAAUUUUAUACACAAAAAUCACCUUAAUACUAAACACGAACAGGAACUCGAUCCAGAACUCGCCAGAGAUCUAAACGACCUCUUAGAAGAUUGCAAAAAGUAUAAUCAAGACCAUGUCGGGGGAUACUUGGAUAAUUCUUGGCUGGAAGAUGAAGGGGAAUUUUUAUUUUCAAAUUCGAGGGAAUCUUUACAAUUGGUGGAAGCUGUAAUAAGCACUUGUACUCAAACUUCGCCGUCGGAGAGCUCAACAAAUUUGACUUGCACAUCAGAUUCAUCUUUGUCUCCUUGUGUAACGUCGGAUUUAGAUGGGGAAGAAGGGGUCGAUCGUGGCGGUUGUGCGGUUAGUUUUCCAGUGGAAAGGAGGCGAUCGGAACGACGGAAGUCCUCUUCUACGUCGGUAUUGAAAAAAAUAACCAAGGUGAAAACACAACUCCGAUCCCAGUCUGAUAGGCACCUGUCUGAGAUCGAAGCAACCGAAGCUUGUAAAUGGUUAAGAGCAGCUGGAUUUCCUCAAUAUGCCCAAAUGUACGAAGACAUGCAGUUUCCAAUCGAGGUCGCAGCCGUGGAGCAAGAUCACCCGCUUCUUGAAUCCAGCGUUCUUCACUCCUUAUAUCGACGGCUUCAUAUUCUCAAUAAAUGCGCGCAGUUCCACCAACAGAGGGUGUCGCGUUCCGACGAUUCCGAAGACGAACAAUGCGCUUUAAGCGAAAAUUGGGCUUAUCAAAAGGAUAUUCGGAGAUGGUCAAGAACCGUAGACUUGGAAAACGAGGAGGAAACUGCAUCUUUAGGAACAGAAUCGGAAAGUUUAAGGAGAGGCAGCUAUCAAAAGGAGGAAGAAAUCCCCGAAAGCCCAAGAAAUAAAUUUAAACGAGUGAUUUCGCCGAGUUGUAGAAGGAGGAGGAAUGAAAUAGUAAACAAUAAUAGUGGAUUGAACGUUCUGGAUCUUCUCUCAAAGCAAUUGAACGAUUUUAGCACCUCAGGAAAUCCUGUUUUAGACCCUGAAUCACCGUUUAGGAGGAGUAGGAGAAGAAAAACCGGGUCUUUUGAUAAAACUGAAACGUGGUUACAAUUAACAAACCCAAACGAUACUUUGUUAUGGCCAAGUCAUCAAACAAGCGAAGAUUUCGACGAAGUGCCAACUGAAAUUGAAGAAGGAGGGCGCCCAAUUUACACUUUAUCGGCAAAUCAACUCCAAGUCCUUCGAAAAUUAGCUUUGCUCAAAUUAACUGCUCACAUGGAAAAAUAUUGCCCAACACAUAAAACGGGUUGGAAUUGGGAUAUCUCAAAAUUUAUAAGAAAAAUUAAAUGUCCUGCUUAUAAAGAUAAACUUAUUUUUGGAGUUCCUAUAACCGUAAUCGUUCAAAAAACGGGUUUACCACUUCCGAAAGGAAUCGAAGAAGCUCUUAUUUGGUUAGUUAAAAACGCUGCGAAUAAUGUUGGGAUUUUUCGAAAACCCGGGGUUCGAUCGAGGAUUCAACACCUUAAAACAGUCAUUGAAGAAUAUGGUGAGAACAUUAAUUUUAACGAUCACCAAGCUUAUGAUGUCGCUGAUACCGUCAAACAAUAUUUUCGAGAGUUACCUGAAGCUGUAUUAACCAAUAAGUUAUCCGAAACUUUUAUAUCUAUCUUUCAACAUAUACCAAUUCAAUUACGCAAAGAAGCCGUUUUAUGUGGAUUAUUAUUAAUGCCGGAUGAACACCGCCAAGUACUUGAAGUAUUAUUAAAUUUUUUGAGUAAAAUAGCUGAAUAUUCGUCGGAAAAUCAAAUGAAUGAAAGUAAUUUGGCUUUGUGUUUCGCUCCAACAUUGUUUCAUCACAACCAAGUGGUAAACAGACAGGUUACGGGUAUUCCUCAUCCAAAAGAAUUGGACGAAAACAAAGCGGCCCAUGAAUGUUUAUUAUUCCUAAUAAAAAAUUUUGAUAAAUUGUUUCACGUUCCGACUGAUUUAUUAAAUCAGUGUAAUUUUAGCGAAGUUAAGUUGGUUCCUUUAAGUGUCGAGAACAACGACGAGUGGAGAUCUUACUUAGAAAAGUGUCAAUCGGCGUUGUUGAAUGAAGUAAAAGAAAAAGCUAGGGGAUGGAUUUUGAUUCCAAGUCAUUUCGAGAAGAUUGAAAUUUCUUAUAAAAAAGUCGCCGAUUCACAUCCAUUAAGGUUAUGGAAAAUUACCAUAGAAGUUGAUGCUAGUCCAAUAGAAAUCUUAAACAGAUUACUUAAAGAACGUCAUCUUUGGGAUGAGGAACUUGAUUCGACCAGGACUAUUUCUCAGGUUGAUGAGUGCACGGAUAUUUUUCAAUAUACCCGAAGAAAUGUAAAUCCACUUCCUUUAGAAGAUUACUGUGUUAUUCGUAGUUGGAAAAAAGAUAUAGGAAAAGGUGGUUGUUUAUUAGUUGAAACUUCCGUUGAACACAAAGAUUCAAUGACCAUACCAAACUCCGUAAGAGGAAUCGUUUUAGCAUCACGAUAUUUAAUAGAACCAUCAGGAUCACAUUCUUCAAAAAUAAUACAUAUGUCACGGGUGGAUGUUAAAGGUAAAAUGCCGGAAUGGUAUCACAAACAUUUCGGCCAUUUACGCGCUCAACAUAUCUACAAUUUACACAACACUUUUAAGAAACAAUCAAAGAAGUAAUAAAACUAGUCAAUUUAUUUUUUUGGUCACGAUUUUGGGCCAGUAUUUUUUAUAACAUAUAUUAAUAUAUUAGAUUACGUAAUGUUGAAAGGAUGAAUGUUAAAGUUUAUAUAAAAUGUUAACCAUUUUUUUUGUUCGUUGUAGGUAAUGAAAAGAUUAAAAGAAUCUUUGUAAUAUUAGGAAUGUAACAAAAUAACAUUCUCCAGAUAUAAAUAGAGUAUUUAUUUAUAAUUUUUCCGUUAUAAAUAAAGACUCUGCAUCAUAUUUUCUCUGUGAUUAUUUACAUUCUAUUAUUAAUAAAUGUUAAACAAACGUAUUUUUGUAAAUUUUAGCAACUAUCAUUAAUUCGUUAGGUUCUCUCUAGAUCUUUUGGCAUUCUUAAGCCUCAAUGUAAAUAUGUUUAAAAUAGAAUCUCUUGUGUGUUUAUUAUUAAUAAAAUCCUUUUUUUAUAAAA